AUGUAUGUCCCGGUGGGCGACCCCUAUGUUAGCCCCGAGCAGCCGACCGGCGCCUAUCCUAUCCGGUCUGCCAUUCAGUACUGGGAGAGUGUGUCCUCCAGUAGUGGUAGUGGUCGACAGUCGCCGCCCACACCGGAGAUAUCGCCCAAACGGCGCCGACUAUACAGCCCUACUGCGCCCGUAGAGGUGUCAGAGUUGCCACCGGUUCCUGAACUGCCCGCCCGGCGCCCAUUCACCCCACCAUCCGUGCCGUACAUACAGCUCCGUAACGUACGAGUGGCCAAUCCGGCCGAUCAGUUGGACAGGGCGUACGCGGAGGCAGAGAGUGAGCCUAAUAUUGGUGUUGGUGCCAAUUGGUCGGGCGAGUUGCACGUCAGUAGUGCCAGUGAUGGCCAACACAGAACUGAUCAGCAAAAGGAGGACAGGUAUAUACAGGAACUGAGCCGUAAAGGGCUAGACAUUGAUUUGGACGAUGAGCUCGGGUCGGGUGAGUUUGGCACAGUCUAUAGGGGCCGAUACAAUGAGCAGAUUGUAAACAUAGGGGGCUUAAGCCAGCGGUAUCUGAAGGGUGUGACUCCUGGUCAGGGGUUUGCCGUCAAAUCGGUACAGUUCUACCCCUACAGCGAACUAUCCUUUCGGUUGGCCCACGAGGUGGAGAAAUGUGUACUCAAAUCGCUCCGACACCCAAACAUUGUGUCCUAUCGGUUGGCCAUUAAUCUCGGUAAACACCGAGUGCUCAGUAGGAAAUCGGGCCAAUCAGAUGACGGCACAGAGGGUCCGACCGGUAGGGAUAUUAUUAGCUACGACCGGAUGUUUUUGAUCAUGGAGCUCAGCGAUCGUGGUUGUUUGCACGACUUUUGGCGGACCAAGGAGUUUCAAGAGUUUGCCGCACCCCUGGCCAUCCUAUUGAUUCAGCAAUUGUGCUCCGCCAUGGCUCAUAUGCAGGACAUAGGGGUCGCCCAUCUGGACAUACAUACAGGCAAUGUGUUGGUAUUCAGCGGUGCCGUCAUUGAUAAGUACGCGGCCAAGUGGUCUGACUUUGGCACCGCUGUGUCCCGGGAUUUAUACCGGGGUUGGGGAGUGACUAUACCGGCCGAUCACAUGCACGCUAUGAUGCGUAGGGACACCAUUGAGUUGGCCUCAGUUUGCAAGGGUUUGAUAGAUGUGUGUCCGACACAUGAAGGCGUGGACCCCGGGCUCUGGCAGCACAUGAUAGCACUGGUGGGUGAGUUGAAACAAGCGAUGCAACCAUUGGGUGAUAUACUUAAGAAGAGAUCCAGAAUUCAAGCGGACUUUGGCGUCCCAUCGGGCGAACCAUUUGGCGAUACACUAGACUUACAAACACCAGCAGACCCGACAAGUUUCGACCCGACCCUAUUGGACACAAACACACCGGUCAUACCCGGAGCUAUACUCACACCACAACAUGUUCCGUACGGAUACGCACCGGCAUAUACCAGACCCGCGUCACCCGCGCCCCUGUACUCAACCGAGUUGUCCGCGUCUGGAAUUUUUGGGCCACCCGUCGACCCGGAGUACCCGAUUGAAAGUCCAGCCCAGAGUCCGACACCGGCCACACCCGUACGCCGGUAUCGAUCCGUAUCGUUGCCGACCGUAUUAUACACUACUGGUUCCGAUGAUCCGUACGGCACCGAUGAGCCCAUACCUGGUCUACUCACACCUGCCGGACAAGGCCUCAGACGCUGGCAACCAGUCGCAGCCCUUACCGCUUUGCCGCCCACUCCGGACACAUCACCCACAGUAGGCGUGUCAUCGGUCUCGGCAUCGCCUGUGGCCGACACUCGGCGACCAUUUACACCGCCUUCCGUGCCUUACGAUCAGCUCCGGGACGUUAAGGUCACCGAUCCGUUGCAAAUGCUGGACAUGGCGUACGACGAGGCGUCCGGGUAUGGGUCCGAUGUUGGUGCCAGCGGUGGAAAUGUGGGUAACAUUUGGUCGGGUGAGUUGCAUAUUAGUAGCGAUGAUCAGGGCAGCGAUGAUGAUGAUGAUGACCAGGAUGCUGGUCCACGUGAUGCAAAAGUGGACAGGUAUGUUCAACAGCUCCGGGAUUACGGUCUAGACAUUGAUAUGGACAACGAGUUGGGAUCGGGCGCGUUUGGCUCGGCCUACCUGGGCCAGUACAACGAGCAGAUUGCAAAUAUCGAGGGCCAGAAAUACUUGCUCGGCGUAACCCCUGGCCAGGGAUUCGCCGCCAAAUUUGUCCGGUUUUCGUCGGACACCGAUUUGGACACCCGAUUGGCCCACGAGGUGGAGAAAUGUACCCUCAAAUCGCUGCGACACCAAAACAUUGUGUCCUAUCGGUUGGCCGUAAAUCUCGGCCACCAUCUCGUGCUUUCCCGAACAGCCCUGGGCUAUACCGGGCGCGAUAUAAUUAGCUACGACCGCAUAACACUACCGAUAGACCCGCUUAAACAACUACAAACUCGGUUAUCACAAAGCAAUGUCUCAGUCUCUACGUCAGCACCGGUAGUCCAGAGCAGCUCUGCAGGUGAAAUAAACCUGAGUAGCGAUGAUCAGCCGCCGGCCAAUCAUAGGCCGUGGUUUGGCAAACGGUUGUGGCGAGAGUUGACCGCCUGUGCCCGCGGACCCGCCAAACCCAUCGAUGCCAACCCCCGUAUGAUAUCGGAUAAGACCCUAAAGGAUUUGAGGCGAUUGAAGGCACAGGGCUUUGAUAUUAAGGUUGAAACUAAGCAUGAGUUGGGUGAUGGAGCCUUUGGCGUGGUCUACCGGGGUGUUUAUACCAAAAAUAUCCACAAUUUGAACGCAAAACGUGGCAAAUAUAUGUCGGGCGCCGCACCGGGCGGUCAGUUUGCCGCCAAAUACGUACAGUUUGACGCCGAGUGCGACCCCGAAGACCGAUUGGCCCACGAGAUCGAGAAGCAGGUGUUGAAAGAGCUCAGACACCCAAAUGUGGUGGCCUUUCGGGCGGCCAUUAAUUUGGGCCGAAGUCAGGUCGUGUCUAACGCCCGGUACAAAGCGGGUUCGGGUGUGAACUUUGUCAGCUAUGACCGCAUGUUUCUCGUCAUGGAUUAUGGCGAUUGUGGUGGCAAACAAAACAGCGCGAAGUAUGGCAAUCAAUAUGUGGUGAAAUGGGCCGACUUUGGUCUGAGUAUGUCGUACGCCCUGUGCCUCAAGUGGUCGGUCAAUGUGGACGCCGAGUACAUUUGGAAGCAACAGCGCAGCGAUUUAGUGCACCUGUAUAUGGUGUUCACUACCAUGUUGAAGAAAGUAGUGGAGUGCGGUUAUCACGAUUACGAUAUGACCGAAAUGCGUGCCCUGGCCAGUGAUAUGUGCUCGCUUGUUGGCCAGAAACAUGGUAGUGACCGGUCGUUGGCCCAAUUGAUUGCUCCGUACAAGUUUAAUAAAAUAUUGCAAAGUAAUAGAGUGCGGGGCACAGGGAGAUGA
Molecule: messenger RNA, 3426 nt
Organism: Medioppia subpectinata
Lineage: Eukaryota; Metazoa; Arthropoda; Arachnida; Sarcoptiformes; Oppiidae
Source: the annotation of a GenBank genome assembly